Molecule: messenger RNA, 34743 nt
Organism: Lymnaea stagnalis (great pond snail)
Lineage: Eukaryota; Metazoa; Mollusca; Gastropoda; Lymnaeidae
Source: the annotation of a GenBank genome assembly
AGAGCUUGGGAAGGUUUGACAGUGUACACUUGUGAGAUCGGUGUGUACAAACCUGUGUACUGAGAUACGAACACGAGCCUGCCAGGAAUGGAGCUGAGUCUCCGCGGGGUCGUGCUAGCCGGGUUUAUUAUAGCUUUGAGCGGAGGUAAGUCACGUGAUCAUACUUUACUCUGUUGUUACCGAUCAAACAAAGUUAUGUCAAACUAAAAUAUAGGAAUGCACCACUAAACACCAUUGUAUUUUGAAUAACUCAAUUCACCCAUUGUUUAAAAAAAACAACAACACUGUAAUUAUGGGAGACAACCAAAUGUUUGGUUCCAAAAUCAUGCCCCUUUUUGUGUUGGUUUCUAAACUUGAUUCCAGUAAGAUGAGUGGGUCUAAUUAUAAAAGACCAAAUAAUACAAUUUUGUGAAGAAAAAAAAAUAAAUUAAAACCUGUUUUAAUCGUAAUCAUUUGUUUCCUUUCAAUUGACGGUAUCGUCAUCCAAUCCAUCUUUACUUAAUUGAACCAUGCCACUGACCAAUGCUAUGUGAGCAGAACCAAUUUACUCGAUAAUGUCUCAUCCCCACCCCUAUUUUUUUCCCUACAUGGUUGUACGCCAUGUUUUUAUCCUAAUACACUGUAGAGCUUUUCUAAACCAUUUUUGUUACAACAUACCCCCACCCCCCCAUUUAAUCACAACAUAGUGACAUAUACUGAUAUCGCAAGCUCCAAUAUGUACAGAAUAGUUUCCAUAGUGUCAUCGGAAUAUUCUGUAGUUCAAUCAUACUCACAGAUAUUAUAUAGUUAACAUCCCAAAGCCCCAUAACUGUAUCAAUAUAUUAUGGUUAUAUCCAGAAACUCCCCCCCCCCUCGCCCCAAACGGCCUCCUUUUCGAUUUGCAUUUUAUUUUAGAUUAUUCAUUUAUUCAGGUGUGUCGUUUGAAGAGGUACCGGUACAACGGUUUGACGGCUGGUACAACAAUCCACUCAACCCAUCAUGGGGCGGCGUAGGUAAGUAAUGGUGCCCGCAGCUGUUUACCCCCACCCACCCCUGAUCGUCAGAGCCAUCGCGAAGGCCCUGACUCCCUUGCGGUUGCAGAGGUCCCCGUAUUAUCUAUAUAGGGGCCAAGCGUUGAGAUGCAGAGGUCCCCGUGUUAUCUCUAUAGGGGCCAAGCGUUAAGAUAUGGAGGACACAAUUGAAAGAAAGUAUUUAAAAUUAGGGGAGUGGGGGCCCAAAAGUCAAGGGACUGCUGAGUGGUGAAAGCUAUACCCCCACCCCCACCCCCUAGACGUUGUCCCUGUUCAAUUCUGGGUGUAGGUCAUAUUAUAUUGGGUUUUAAUUCGGGAGGGAGUUCGUUGUCUUAUAAAUAAUACACAAAAAUGUACAAUAACAUGUGCAAAAAAAAAAGUAACAUCAUUUUCAGAACAGUGUUGACUCUUAAUUAAUAACGAUAUCGAUAACACACGAUUAUCGCUAAUGGCUCAAUAACUCUUCACAUUUCUCAGCAGAUCAAAUUAUAAAAUUCUGGGAUUAUAUUAUUUAAAAAAAAAAUGACUUUUUGAGCUUAUAAUUUUAAUUUUUAAUCUUGAUAUGUUUAAUAUCAACGUGUCUUCGAAUGAUGCCACAUUGUCGUGAUACCAUUGCCCUCUGAAUUUCGAAUCAACAUUUAGACUUUUAAAUUCAACUAUUUCAAGGAACAAUUUGUGCAACGCAAUAAGUACCUUGGGGUUAGUGGCGCCCGGGACUGGGCCAUGAAAUUUGCCGAACUCCUUCCACGGGAAAAAACCAAAAAACAACUCUUCAAUUGGCCCAGAACACCGCCCUGCUUAGUAACGGAAUACAUAGUGCCCCCUCCCCGUAACGGAAUACAUAGUGCCCCCUCCCCCUCAACUCCCACGACAUUGGUUUAAAGUAAAGAAAUUGAAUUCUGCCUUCCAUGAAACUUUGCAGGACGCGCCUUGGAGAGAAAUAUCACACCGGCUUAUGCCGAUGACACCUACCGCCCCUCUGGAUGGGACAGGCCGAAUCCUCGGUGGAUCAGCAACGAGCUGUUCGGGGCAGACCAUCUGCCGAGAGGUCAAGUGGCCAACGGAAGAAAUCUUACGGCACUGUUUGCAUUUUUCGGUAAGAUUGUUUUUUUUUUUUUUUUAAAAAGAUUAAAAAAACCCCACCGAUUUACUGGUUGUUAAACACGGGAUCAUCGUGUGGCUAUUCGUCAACUUCCUGUAUGUUGGUGUCUGCAAAAUUUAGCCUAGUUCUUAUGUUAUAAUAUAGGAAAAAGUAAACGCAUACAAUCUCAUCUAUAUCAGCGUUUCUCAAACGGUGGCCCACGAGCCUUACGUUGCCGGUCCGCACAGCAUGAAUAUGUUAUGGUCGAGUACAUAGAAAAAUGUAAUGAAUACACCUGGCAACAUUUCCUGUUGCAAUUUCAAAACGUAUCCAUCGGUCAGCCAAGCUUAGAAAACACUGAUCUAUAUUGAAUUUUUUUUUUUCUAAACUGAUCGAAACUGCAGAUAUAUUUAAAAAAUAAAUACUUCAACUUAAAAGGUUAAAUUCUUACAUUUAAUAUAAAUAUAUUUUUAAAAAAACUUUUUAAAAAAAUUUAAAAAAAACUACAAUUAUCGCAAGCUGUUGUGUUCGCUCAAAUUUGUGGCUCGGAAUUCCACAUAUUCAUUACAGUUAUGAAUUGUGUCCUUAUCUACGUAACCAAAGAACCCCAAGCGUAUCACUAAAUUCACUACCACCAACUCUGAGGCGGAAUGCACUGAAAAAUUUCCUCGAUAAAUUGUUUCCAAACUUGGGGGAUGUCAUUAAAAGGUUUUUAAUAUGUUUGACUUCAUUUUUAGGGACCCUAAUUCGGACCAAAGAUAUGACUCUGACUAGGAUUUCCACAAACAUCCAACAUGUUCCCCCUUGAGUCAGUUAAUAAGGUUUAACGAUCCCCGCCUCUCUUUUUUUUUUGGGGGGGGGGUGGGGGGUGGGGUGGAAGGGGGGGGGGAGACCUAAUUAAAAGCAAAGAUUAGUUUUUCAUGCUGCCGUCAGGACAGUUUAAUUUGUCCUUAAGAAUCUGUGUUUUAGAAUACAACAAAUAAAAAGUGAUAAAUAGUCUAGAGGUCCCACGAAAUCUUUAAAUCACCCUUCAAUUGGGAAACCCAGCCAUUGAAAGUAAAAAUACGAUCUCUUACAAAUUACAAUAAAUGAAGUACAUCCGGUGUCUGCAGUAACGGAAGUCGUUACGGCGGGAAGUCAUUUCGAUUUUCGUCUCCAUAAGUAUAACUGCUCAAUUCUGAUUGCUUUUCAAAAGUGGGAAAAUUCGCCUGGGUGUUUAACCUGCGGCGCUCUAACAAUCCAUUAUUUCUUCGGUAGCAUCUUUUAUUAUAGAUCGUAACUAUGUUUUGUAUCAUAGGACUCAAUUUCGUAUCAGGAAGUUAUCAUAAUCAUACAGAUGGAGCAAUCUGCAAUGGUCUGGCAAUGGAGCUUAUAAACAAAAUAGUAACUAGACUACCAGACUACCAGCAGAGUAGAUGGUAAAGUAGUGUAGUACUGGCAGUCCGAUCAGUCAGUAAAAUGCAGAUCUACGAAUGUAGAAACUUAAAAAAAAAUUGGAUCUCGUUUUUGAAGGUACGGGUGGUCGCAUUUUAUUUUAUGCGUUUUUAUUAUACAAUUUAUUAAUUUAAAAUCCAGUGUAUCAUGUGAUUUACAAGAUGAUGGUAUCCAAAGGCAAAUGUGUCAACAUUAUACCAAACUCACAUUACUUAUUACUCAUUACUGUGACUGUGUGAAUUGCGAUUUAUCCUCUAAAUAAUCAUGUCAUUUUUUUCUCAAGGGCAAAUUGUUCAGCAUGAGCUGAUUGACACUGAUGACGUCACGUGUCCCAUUGAAAUCUUGGAGACACCAGUCCCCCGGGGGGACCCCGAGUUCGAUCCUGAGGCAGAGGGGAAUAAACACCUACCAUACGAGCGGACCUCCUAUGACCAAAACACGGGACAGUCGCCUAACAAUCCAAGGAGACAGGUAUAGUUUUAAAGGUGAUAGGUGGGUCAUUGGAGGCAGAUUGGGGAACAAAUGGGUCUUUUUUAGACAGGAUGGUCUAGAGGGACUGUGAGGCUUCUCUGUGAGUAUCUGCAUAAUUGCAGUUUGGCUGGUCGAGGGGAACAGCGAGGGCUAAAGUGGCAAGUGACUGAUGAGAGUAAUUUGAAAGGACAGAAAUAGUGAAAGGUGUUCAUAGAGUAACAGGUGGGUACAGAUUUACUAGUGGAUGUAGGAUGAAAGGUGGGUAAAUGUGGGAUCAAGGUGUCAUGUUUUGGAUGCAGACACAGGUAACAUCACUGUUAAUGGUUGUCUUGAAUGUUUAUCCUGGGAUUAUUGAAUAAUUUUUUAAAUCAAUGUUUGAAGGGGUGAAUCCAGAAUAGGAUGGCACCAUUAGUAAAAUUGGAAGAUUUCUCUUGCUUAACAAAUUCUAUAUUGCUAUAUUUUUUUCUUCUGAUUCUCUUCUAUCAACAGCUCAACAGGGCCUCUAGCUACAUUGAUGGAAGAUUUCUCUUGCUUAACAAAUUCAAUUCAUGUUUAAGAAGUGUUUAAAUAAGUAGAAGACUCACAAUAUGGAGUGACUCCCCAAAAGGGUUUAUUACUAAAUCAUAAUCAAUCUGAUUCAAAGUAUGCCACCAGUCAAUUGCCCUCAGAUUCCUUAUCAUGAACACUUGAAUUUCUAAGCUAGGUCUGCAAAUUGCUAUAUUUUUUCUUCUGCAUCUCUUCUAUCAACAGCUCAACAGGGCCUAUAGCUACAUUGAUGGAAGAUUUCUCUUGCUUAAAAAAUUCAAUUCAUGUUUAAGAAGUGUUUAAAUAAGUAGGAGACUCGCAAUAUGGAGUGACUCCCCAAAAGGGUUUAUUACUAAAUCAUAAUCAAUCUGAUUCAAAGUAUGCCACCAAUCAAUUGCCCUCAGAUUCCUUAUCAUGAACACUUGAAUGUCUAAGCUAGGUCUGCGAAUUGCUAUAUUUUUUUCUUCUGCAUCCCUUCUAUCAACAGCUCAACAGGGCCUCUAGCUACAUUGAUGGAAGUUUUCUCUACGGGAACAGUUUGGUCCGUACUGAAUUCCUCCGCCAGCCGAACAGCGGCAAACUGGCGUGCGAGGACAAAUGGGGCAAGUUCCCUAUGAGGAACAAUGUCAACCUGCCCUACCAUGCCUUCAGCUUCAAGUUCACAAGAUCGGAGCAGCUCUGGAGUAAGUUGGUGUAAUUUGAAACCGUUACUUUUGCAACAAUGGUGAGACAUUAUGAAAUAUAUACACAUACACAAAACCCUGCUCCAUGACUGACAAUACUAUUUCUCGAACAUGUAUGAAAUUUAUGAAUUAUUUGGAGAAAAAAAGUUAAUGUUGCAUUCUUAUAUUUGGAUGAAUGAAAAAUUUACAGGCUCAUAAGUUUUCAGCUUUAAAACAAACAUGUAGGAUACAAAAUUUAAAUAGCUUGGCUACUCACAAAUUAAGUCAUUUUUUGGCCAGGUUAUUUUGUCAUGUGUCUUUUUAUUUCUUCUACAAUAUGAAAAACAGUAAUGUACACCCUUACGAUUCUUAUUUAAUGGAUGUUAAAGUUUGGGGCAGGGGAGGAGUAGUUAAGAUCUAAAGAGAGUGCAUGUGGCACCAUUAGUUAAUGACAACUUGAUUAAAAAAUAGACGAAAGAGGUCAGAUAUAGUAAAGUAAAUGCAAUAAGGUGCUUGGCAGACCGUAAAGCACCACAUUCCAAACUAACCACUUCCCAGACUGACCACUCCACAGACUGACCACUCCUCAGACUGACCACUUCCCAGACUGACCACUUCACAGACUGACCACUUCCCAGACUGACCACUUUACAGACUGACCACUUCACAGACUGACCACUUCCCAGACUGACCACUUUCCAGAUGGACCACUUCACAGACUGACCACUUUACAGACGGACCACUUCCCAGACUGACCACUUUACAGACUGACCACUUCCCAGACUGACCACUUUCCAGAUGGACCACUUUACAGACUGACCACUUCCCAAACUGACCACUUCCCAAACUGACCACUUCCCACAUCCACCACCUCCCAGGUACAUAGUAAAUGUUAAUUCAUCUUUCGUCAGCCAUUAGAUGUAUUAGUCAUGUGUUUAAAUUGUUCUAAUUUAAAAAUGUUGUCUUGGUUAAAAUAUGUAUUUAUUUAUGUGCUGAAAAGGAAUAUGUACAAUGUGAUAAAAAAUAUUUCCAUUUAUUUUGUUCCAUAAAGAAUCUUAUCUAUCUUAUUCAUUUUUUACCUGCGUUAGGACUGGGUGACACACACGUGUUUGAGAAUCCUGCUGUUCUGGCACUCAACCUGGCAUUCUACCGCUACCAUAACAAGGUCGUAGAUGACAUCCUGGCUGGUGGAGACCAUCGUGACAAAAACAGUGACGAGUUGUUUGACCUGGCUAGAAGACAGGUCAUAGCAAACAUUCAGGUAAGGCUAUAAUUGAGUUGAUGAUGUAGUCACCUUUGACCCCAAAAAAAUGCUCAUAAAAAGAAAUAUUAAGAAAGAAAUUCAGAGCUGCCCUCAACAGCUAGGUAUUAAAACAUAUUUUGGUUUGUAGCUAAGUUAUGAGGGAAGAAACUUAUUCAUUGCCAGCCUAAGAUCUUUUGAGAUAUAAAAUACUGUUUUAAGAAAGCCAUGUUUUCACACAAAUGUUCUAUAAAUCCUCAGAAUGUCAUGGUCUAUGAAUGGCUCCCAACGUUAAUUGGCAUGGAGCUGCCGCCAUACACAAGUAAGUGCUGUGGAGGUUCUAUUUCUAUCAAAACUAUUUACUUACAAAACAAUUAUAAUCCAUUGAGUAAAACCCUAACCCACAAAAUAGGUAAAUGAUAAUCAAAUUAAAAUCUGUUAAAUGUGCCUUUAACCGUGCCCUCCAUCCCUUUCCAACAACCCCUUAAUGAAAUAAAUUUAGAUUUUGUUUCCUUCACCUUUAUUUCUUAUCCUUCAGGAUUUUCUCAUAAAGCAUUGGAAUAUAAUUACAUUAUUUUAAAAUGUGAACUUCUUAAUGAUAGAAAUAUUUGGUUUCAAUGCCCAUGUCCUGUCCACAAUCAGCCACAUGUGCUAGAAUUAUUGUAGAGUAAACCACAAACUGAUAAGUAAAACCAUAAGAUCUUAUUUUUACAGAAAAGGAUAUCAAUUUUUUUUUUUUAAAUUCAUUUUUUUAUUGCAUGGGUUUAUUUGAAAGUAAUAUAGACUAAUAUUUACAAGUUUUUUUUCAUUUUAAAAAAAAAUUGUGUAAUUGGUUUCUUUGCCGCUUUGAUUUUACAGGUUACAAGUCCUGGGUGAAGAGUGAUGUCACUGAUAUCUUUGAUGCAGGUGCAAUUAAUUACAUCAUGACACUCAUACCAAGUGGCAUCAGCCAAUUGUAAGUUGAGGAGUGAAUGUGAAUACACAGUAUAUAUUCCAUAGCCUAAAUGUAUUUUAUGUUAUCAGUUCAACAGAUCUAAGGGUGCAAUUGAUACAAAUUUGGAAAAAAAAUGUCACCUUUUAUUGUAAAUUUAAUGUUUUUCCGUAAUGUGGUGGGUGUUUAUAAAUUAUUAAUUGUUUCUUUACUGAAAUUUACUUCAAGUAUUUAAAUUUGAGCUUAUCGUCUUUUUAUUUUACAAAUCAAAUAUAAAAUUCCCUGUUUGAUCAAAUCUAUAAGUUGCUCAUUACAUAUAUCUAUCAAAUUGAACUUAAAUCAAACAUAAAUGUACACAUUCAAAUUUGUAUUGAGAUGUAAAAAUUAGCUCAGUUUAAGAGUCAUUUAAAAAAAAUUUAAAUUUUGUGCUUAAAAAAAAUUUAAUUACAAAAUUUAGGGAAAAAACCAAUUGCUUGGUUCGUAAUGAUGGACACUUCCCAGCAAAACGUUUGUGCAAGACUUACUGGAAUGCCAUGGUGGGUGAAUAAAUACUCCAUUUAGAGCUGGUUUGAUUUUAUUACUUUUUUUCAUUCUUUUUUUAUUCCUUUCACGUAAUGCUGCUCCUAAUUCUUACUUGAUAAUCUCAAAGCAAAAGUUACCUUGUAUCAAAAACCUAGUACACUCUUAACAUUGUUUUCUUAGGCUCUUUUAAAUGUUGCAUUUUGAACUUAUUAGUUUCACCUUUCAUUUUAAUAUUGAAAUACUAUUUACGUGGAUUGGGCUGGUUUCUUAUUUUCACCACAUUGUCAUUACAAUACAGCUACAUUAUUAAAAAAAAAUGUAUUCAUUAGAUGUCAGCAGUUAAUACACUCCACAAGCCUUUCUCAAUUUCUAGGAAUAAGUCUCGUUGAAAAAUGUUGUUUAGAACUGCUGGUUUAGUUCAUGUGCCCAUUUUAAUAGUAUAAUAAUAUAUGAAUACUCUAGGCUGUGGUCUCUGUAACAACUAUCUGUCUUCUCCGGCCUACAUUCUUUUCAUACACCACAGUAAAUGACCACUCACUCCAGUUAUCUAACCAAUAUACACACAUUUAAGUUUAGAUAUUCAUGAAAACAAUCACCGAGUCCAGUGAGUAAACAUGACAACAAUGCAGAACAAGCAGGUCACAUUGGGACUCUUAAGUUCAGUCAGUACAGAGGAUAACAAUAUUGGUAAGUCGAAUUGUCACUUUUGCCAUCACCCACAAAUCCAGAGAUUAUUGAUUUUUGUUUCCUCUUUUGUAUGCCUUCACAGGAAACAGUUUAUGAACAUGAAGACAGUACAGCAGAAAUUAUUUUAGGCCUUGCCCAUCAGAUGGCAGAAAAUGAUGAUACUUAUGUUGUAGAGGAUUACAGAAGUAAGGAUAUUUCUUCUACCGGCCAAUAGCUUUUUUAAAGUUUAAGAUUGGAGUCAUAAUCGUGUUUAUGGUGUGUAGACCCCUCUCCCUCUUUUUUUGGAGACACAAAAUAGUCAUGGCUAAACAAGCUGUAUAAUAGCUCGAUUUAAAUAUAAAUAAAUAAAUAUGAGAUGUUCACUGUUUCGAAACAAAACAAAAGACAUUAAGUACCCUACAUAAGAAGUUUAGUCUACACUGAGAUAAGAAAUGUGGUUUUUUAUAAUUAAAUAAAUGAAGCAAAAUCUAGACACUUAAAACUAGAAAAUAUUCAAUAAUAGUUUUGACUCCAUCAAAUAAAAACUAAGAUUUUAAUUCCAGUUUAAAUGUUUAUUCCUCCUUUUUUUUCUACAGACAAGUUCUAUGGCCCAGCGUAUCACACCAACCAUGAUGCUGUACUUUUAACCAUAAUGAAAGGACGUGACUACGGCCUGCCUGAUUAUAACACUGUCAGGAGAACAAUGGGGCUUGAGCCAAAGAAAAGUUUUGAAGAUGUGAAUAUCGAACUAAAUAGAACCAAUCCAGAGGUAAUUUUUUUUUUAUUCCUUUCACAAAGCUCACAAAGUGGUUUAUGUGGUGUAAUAAGAGAUGAGAUACACACUUAAGACUGAGAUUACAAGGAACUGUUAUAAAAAUGAACUGAGAUUACAAAAAGUAAGCAUGUAAUGAUUGCUUCAUUUUCUAUAUUGUGUAUGCUUUUGAAAAAGUGCAUUCAACUAUUUAAGUUCAUUCAAACAAAUCUUAUGAUAAAUAAAAUACACAUAUGUAAUAACAAAAUUGUACAGAAAAAAAUCAGCUUGAUGAAAAUAAUUAUUCCUGUAUCAUAGUUAUUGCAUGGUGAUAUAAAGAUCUGUUUUUUUUUUUUUGGAUCUGUGUUUUCAAGAUCUGAUUAUUUAAGAUGCUCUUUACUUACACAUGAAAAGACGCACCAAAAAUUAUUUUAAAAAAAAAUGUCAUAUCCACAGCUUAUGGAAGCCUUCAAGAGGAUGCACAAGAAUGACUUAUCCACAGUGGAUAUGUUUGUUGGGGGCAUGAUGGAGACAACACCAGAUGGACCGGGAGAGCUGUUUAGACACAUCCUGUAUGACCAGUUCAUAAGGCUGAGAGAUGGGGACAGGUUCUGGUUUGAAAACAAAGAAAACAAGUAAGUGCUGGUGCUUAAUCUCCCUUAAAUGAGUUGAACUGCAUCAUCUUCGAUCAAAUGUUAUUUACCUCAGUUGGGAUAACUUUAAAAACUUUGCAUUGCCAAUAAUUAUCAAUUUUUCUUAAAAUUUAAAUAAGUUAUAAAUAUUUAUUUUUUUUCAUUUAAGAAUUGGCAGCGGGUAACAUUUGCUUUAAAUACCUUAUUUAUGGCAUUCCCUCAUAUUUUUGGGGGUUUAGUCUUUUCUGAUGACAUAGACACACAUUUUUGUCAUGUCUAUGUACGUAGUUUACAACAGUUUUGUUUCUAUUGAAAUAUGCAACAUGUAGGGCUACACAUUAGUAUUUUUACUUAUCCACCAUCAACACCCCCUUGGAACUAUUUUUUCAAAAAGUUUUUUUAAAGUUCUAUCACCUCAGAUGUAAAUGCUUUCUGAACCCCUCUUCACUGCUCAAGACUGAUCCCAACCAAUUAAAAAGUAUAAUUAUCAUUAGGCUCACUAAAAUUAAGCAUGAAACUAUAAUAAUUGGAUUCUAAUCUUUGAUCAGGUUAUUUACUGACGAUCAAAUCAAAGCCAUAAGAAACACGACACUGGCUGAUAUACUGAACAAGGCAACGGACAUACCCAAAAAGAGGCUCAAAGACGUUUUCGUCAAUUAUGGUAACAGAAAUGAAAUUAAGUGUUAACGGUUAAGCAUGGUCUCAUGAAUUAUUAUUGACUAACUCAGACUCAUUACAGUUUAAUUAAAAUAUCUUUACUCCACUGGCCGAUAGUGUUCAUUGCUGUUGGCUGUUAUGCAAUAAAAAAUAAAUAAAAAAAUAAUUUUAAUAAUAGUGUUGGCUAUCUGCAAAACUCAUGAUCUUUUUUAUUAUUUAUUAUUUUCUUUAAAGUUAUUACAUCGAGAUGCUGUAUACUUCUUAAAGGUUAAAUUGACUACAUUUUACAACUUAAAAAAUGUAUGGACAAUUGUGUGACAAGUUCCAGUACCUAAAAUAUGUUGAAACAGAUGCAGCUGAAAUCAAUUUUAAAUAUUAAAUAUCUGAAAGUCUCCUCUUUGUUUCCUCCAGGUACUGACAAAGAGUGUGGUCCACAAAGAUUCUUCAAAACAGAAGAACUUGAUGACUGUCCAAUGAAUACAAGCCAUGAUUUUUUUGCAGGGAGUGAAAUCCCCUACAUUAUUAUCUGGACAUGUCUUGGGCUUCUUCCCCUUGGUAAGUGACUGGGUUGUUAUCUUCUGUGUUUCUGUUUGUAACAGUCCAGGAACAGACUGAAAAUAUUGUUUGCUUGUGAUUUAUGAAACAAAUUAUAAUUAUAUCUACUUAAAAAAAUUUUUUAAAAUGAUUUUGAAAGAAAUGCUAACCUGGAUAUAAAAAUAGUAAUCUAAGUAGUCACAUGUUCAAGCAAAAUUAGACAGACUCUGGUUGUAAAAAUAUAAGCAUUCAUUUUUAUAAGAGGAUGUUUACUUUUCACAUUUUUUUCAUUUGGUUUUAAAAGGGUAGUUGCUCAACCACACCCCUAAACAGACACCACUAAACGACACUGUAUCUGCACAUUCAGACACCACUAAACGACACUGUACCUGCACAUUCAGACACCACUAAAUGACACUGUAUCUGCACAUUCAGACACCACUAAAUGACACUGUAUCUGCACAUUCAGACACCACUAAAUGACACUGUAUCUGCACAUUCAGACACCACUAAAUGACACUGUAUCUGCACAUUCAGACACCACUAAACAUACACUGUCUGUACAGUCAAACACCCCUAAACAUACACUCUAUCUGUACAGUCAAACACCCCUAAACAUACACUCUAUCUGUACAGUCAAACACCCCUAAAUACACAUUGUACAGUCAGGCACCCCUAAACCCACAAUGUAUCUUCACAGUCAGGCACCCCUAAACCCACACAUCUUUAUUUGCACAAUCAGUGUUGUAAGUGAUCAAAAAAAUAAAAAAAAUAUUUCCUCCCCAAAGUUUUUUUAUUUUUAGAAUAGACCAUUUAAAGACACUAAUUUAUUUUCAAUCUUUUAUAUAUUUAUCAAUGUAACAUCUUAUAGAAAACAUUAGAGUCCAAAAGUUUUCCUUAAAUAAUAUUGACACAUAAACACAUCAAGAUUAAAUGAUAAAUUCUAAUUACCCUUAUGAAUUGUGAAAAAAACAACACAUUUUACAUCCAUUAUAUCUGCAUUCCAUUACAGUGUGUAUUUUUGUUGCUUACCUACUUGCCAAAUGCAAGAAAUGGCGACAUCAAAGAUUGCUGAACUCACUUAAAGUAGAGAAGGAGAAGAGACGAAUCUUAAGGAGAACUAUCUCCUGCAGUGUUUCUGGUACGUCCUUAUCUAAUCCUGAGUAGGUCAUAUCUAAAGUUUAUGUUAUAUAUGUAUAUGUUAAAAAUUAUUGCUGUAUCCGUUUCAUUUUUAAAAUGCUGAGAAGGUUAUAUUUGUAAAAGGAAAAACUAAAAAAAGUUAAAAUUAAGAAGUUAAUUAAGAAAUUCAUUGCUAAAUUUAAGUAAUAUUCCUAAACAUUAUUAAAUGUUUGUAUGUACAGUUCAUGAUGCCCUUGAAUGGCGUGGUCACGAUGUGGCCCCAAGACCUGUAGAGCUUCACCUGACCAACAAAGGAUGUUUAGAGAUUUUUAGCACAGCUGGGGCUCAUCUCAGGUAGGCCAACACACCUUUUGAUAGAUUUUCUUUUUCUUCAUUUUUUUUUCAAUCAGAAUGAAAUAAGCAGCAUAUUAUUUUUUUAAUGGCUCAUUUGGUCUGUCCACUUUAUUAUGGUAGUUUUUCAAAUGUCAUUCUGUUUUUCAAAAGAAGAAAAUCUGUCUAGUUUGACAAAGAUUCCAUUUUGUACCUUCUUUCUACUGUGACUAAAAAAGAUGUUAAAAAAAACACCAAAAAACAUUUUAAAAUCUGGGCAUGUCGGUGGUUGGUUGAUGAAAUUACAAAAAUAAGUGAAAGAAUAGAUUAUAGUUUGAUGAAUUUAAAAAGAAUGAGUAUGAUUUGUAUUUUCCUUAUAAAGUUGAUUAAGGUUUAGUUUAUUAUUUAUGUAUUCACUCUUGAUAUACAGUAUGCAAAAAAUGUUCAUUGUCUUAAUAAUUUGUGUUCAUUCUACAAUCCAGGGCUGUUUCAUCCCACAAAAUGGGCUCAUUAAUUUAGUUUAAAUAUGUUAUGUCCAAAUUUUUCGUGGACUUUUUAUACUUAAAUAUUUAUUUAUUUCUUGUAACUGGCAGACUGGUCAUAAGACUCGGUAUCCCACCAAAUAUUUUUACAAGACUUUUUAUAAUUAACAUCUGCUUGCAAUUUUUUAGGUCCAUCAAAGUUAGCACAAUGCCCACUUUGGCCAUCAAAAUGAGCUCCAACAAGAAGAGAAAUGUCUUAGGUAUAAUAAUGCCCAGAGAAUAUGAUCUGGUAAGUUGGCCUCGUUAACAUCUUAUAAUAAUGCCCAGAGAAUAUGAUCUGGUAAGUUGGCCCUGUUAACAUCUUAUAAUAAUGCUGAGAGAAUAUGAUCUGGUAAGUUGGCCUUGUUAACAUCUUAUAAUAAUUUUCAUUUAUAAAGCUUCAUUUGUUCCCCAAUCUAUCAGAAUUUACCAUUGUCCUCUCCAUGCAGUUACAAAAUCUAAAUUAUAAUCACUCAUAAAGUCAAUAUUGCCACUGAGUGAAGUUUAUGGCUGAUUUUUUUGCCCUUGAGAAAUACUUAAUUUCUCUUCAUGUUAAAUUGUUCUAGUUUAAAUUUGUUUGUCUAAGAAAGAAUAUUUAAUUUAUCAAUGUACUGAAAAUAAAUAUGGUUUAUUUAUUUGGUAAAAAAAAAUAGAAUCUGAUCUUAUCUAAAAGAACCCCUAUAACAAAGAAGUCUUUCUGAACAUGUGUGUUUCUCACAGGUCUGGUAAGGGAAGAAUAUUGAGGAUUGUUUUCUUACUUGAGUUAUUUAACAAUGUCCUUGACCUUUCUUGCAAUAUAGUGCUAUUUGUUUGUGUGAUUUUAUACACGUUUUUCGUUAGGGCCCAUUAUAAUUUUAUUUUCGCCAUGAAAAAAAAAACAACCAAUUAUUCACUAAGCAAAACAUUUGUCCUCCAUUUUGUUACUGGGAUUAAUUUUUGCAGCCUGUGAAAAAAAAUCAUGGAGAAUGACUGUUCGGAGAAAUUAAAUGGAAAAUAAUACAAACAAAACAAAAAGAGACAAUAUAAAAAAAUUUAUAAAAGAAAUUAAACCUUCACCCUGCCCUUUUAACACUUCCUUAUGAGUUCUUCUCCCCCUGAAUGAAGUUAUUUUUUAAUCAGUCAAUUUAUUAUUUUAUAAAACUGUUGUUUACAGUUUAGUUUUUGUUGGGAAAAAAGUUAUACAGUUCCUAUGGAAAAAAACAAAUGUUGUAAACAGAAUUUAUGGAGGAAAAAAAACUUGUAUAAAGGUCUAAAGAAAAAAAUAAUAAUUCAAAAUCAACUUUAAAAAAUUGCUUCUACUCCAGAUUGUUGAGUUCCCUUCAGAGCCAAUGAGAAUUGAGUUUGGCACAAUGCUGUGUACAUUCUCCCAAGAGCACAAUGUGGACUUAUCCGUGAUUGAGCUCAGACUCCAGGAUCUGUACAACGCCGCCACAACCAAGGAGAAACGAAACAGAAUGUUGGAAAAAUUCUUCAAGACCGUCUUUUCAGAGGUAUGUCUUCUCAGCUUUAUGUCUUCUCAGAGGUAUGUCUUCUCAGAGGUCCAAGUUCCAUGGUUUGUUUAAUAUCACAUUCUACAAGCAUCUCGUUUGAUAUAUCUUCUUUUAUCUCUGUCACUCGACAUGAUGAACAUUGUACAGCUACAUAUUCUGGAUCUUUGGCAGCCUGCUGCUCAUUAAAAUGUGUACAUGUGAAUUAGUGUAGAAUAGAUCCACUUGAUGAGGAAAAAAUCUAAUUGAUUACAAUGAGGGCUUGUACAUGUAGAUAUACUUUUAAAAGCUAAGAUUACUUGUCAAAGAUUACAUUUUAGGGAAUGGAUUAACUCACACCAUUUAAACCUGGUUCCAAAAAAUUAACUGAUAUAAUCAAACUGUUAUUCAUGUCCUCAGGCCUUUCAGAUGGACUAUGACCCAAGUCUUGAUGCUGGUUCUUUGGAUAUGAAGAAACACAGCCAGGAAAUACUUGAGGUCAGUACAUUAAAUAUUUAAUUAAUUGGAUUGAAACUAAUUUUUUUGUUCUUUAUUUUGCUGGCCUACUUUGCCACUGAUCAUAGUUUAAAAAACAAAACAAAAAAAUGAUUGCAAAUGUAUUGAUUUUAUAGAUGAAUGAAAGGAAGUUACUUUUAAAGUUGAUAUAUAACAACAUAAUUGUUAGCUUGAGUUAGAGUAACAAAAUAGCAGGCAAAAAAAGCAAAGUUGUUAGAAACAUAUGGACAGUUUGAAGGAAUAAAUUCAUUAUUAUUUUCUUUGGUCUUAUUGAAUUUCUGUAAGUUUAACCAGCAUUGUAAUUUUAUAGAUGGAGUUUUGAUUUCUUAAUUUCUCACAACUUGAAGCCGUGUUCACGAUUGUAGCAUCACACCAACUCGGAUGAUUAAACCUUAUUUGGCUUUGAUAAAAACUCUCAUGUAUUAUACAGGUAGAGCUUUCCAAAGAGGAAUUUGCCGAGGCCAUGGCUGUGAAGGCCAACUCAGAUUUUGUGGAACACUUCUUCAGUCUGAUUGAUUCCGACAGAAAUGGAUAUAUUUCCUUCAGGGAGUUCUUGAAUGCAGUUGUUCUGUUCUCUAAGGGUUAGUCGCAGGUUUUAUUAUUUUUUUUUAAAAAAACAAGACAUCACAAAAAUGACAUAAUUUUUAGAUAUAGGGCAAAGAUUGUGAAGAAUACAUUUGAGUUUAAUUUCCUUUUCAAAUUGUUUCUUUUGGUAGCAUGGAAAACAUGUCUGAUCAUCUGUCUGAUAUUAUGUUAGUGGCAUAAACUUUCUUUAUGAUAUUAUUAUUAUUUUAAAUCUAACUAAAAUAGAGUUUUUUACUUAAUAACUAUCAUAAAAAGAGUUGACAUUUAUUACAUUUUUGAUAUGAAUAAAAUUAAAGGUUUUUCAGUUGUUUCUGAUUUUUUCCUUUCAAGAGCUAUGCUAAUUAUUUUAAAUGUCUUCCAGGUUCCAUCCAAGAGAAACUUCAGACAAUGUUCUACAUGUAUGACAUCGACGGUACAGGAUACAUGAGCACCAAACAAAUAGGUCAGAUGUUCAGGUGGGUCAUGAUGACAUGUCACUCUUAACAAAUGAGCUAUGACAUUACAUACAGCAGUAAUGUUUGUUCACUUUUUUAGUUUCAUAACUUUUUAAAAACUUUUACAACUAAUGAAAUCUUCCCAAUUGAAAGCUUCAUUAUUUUUUUAAUGAAACUAAACAAAUUCAGAUAACUUCUAGACUAAUGAAUCUGUCUUCAAUAAAACCAUUAUACAUAGGUCUCUCCUCGAGCUGGCUCAGAGCAACCUUGACACUGAUGACAUCGACUGUCUCCUGGAGUCUCUCAGCAGCCAGUCUGGCAUGGAAAAGAAAGAGCAAUAUUCAUUUGAAGAUUUCUGCCAGCUUCUCUCUCCCCAGAUGGACAAACUAUGGAAUGCUUCUUUUGAUUGGAAAGGUCAAACAAUUUUCUUUUCUUGCUUAAUUUUAAAUAAAUGAAGGCCAACUCAGAUUUUCAAUAAAUGUAUAUAUUUUUGUGAAAAGAUUUUCAGUUGACAAUUUCAUAAUUCACGAAAUGCUUUCACUUUUUUUAUCUAUUGAUUAUAAUAAAAUAAAAAUGUAAGAUUUCUAAACAUUUUUUAAAGUUAACGUUGAAGAACUUUCUCCAUAGAUAAUAUGUCUCAUUAUCUUGUAAUCACCCUUUAAACAAAUCAGUUAUAUUCAGCUAACUAGUAAAAAUUACAAAAUAGUUAUUAAAUAGCACAGCUCAAAUGUAACCUACUACUGAAUAAUAAUUUGUAGGCUUCUUCUGUUGCUUUUUGCUAACAGAUGCAUUACAGCUGAGAAUUAUAUUUCUUAGAAUAAUUUUUCAUUUUAUUUUAAUAUUUUAACAAUGUUCCCUUCACUCUCCCAGGAUUAUCUAAUGUGAUGCCCCCUAAAACGAAAUCUCCCAAAAAGGCAGCCAAGUAAGUUCCUCUUUAGAGUCAAUUUUUUAAACUAGAAAAAAUAAAAUAAAAUUAGUUUGUUCAAAUUUCUGAUACAGGGAUGUGAAGAAGUUGUGAGCCAUUGUAUGUCACUCCACAUUAAACAAUUAAAAAGAAAAAAAGUUUGCGUAUUGACUUCUCUACUACAACCCCAUAAACUAAAUAUCCCUCAAACCAUAUGUCAGAUUAUAUUCAACUCACAUCUUUAAACUUUUCAUGAGAAAGUCGUUACAUUUUUUUACAAACAUUACUGGAUGUGACAUCUGAUGUUAUCUUUAGCGCUCAGUUGCCUUCAGAAGCCAUGUUCAAGUCAGAUCUUACAAACAGCUAAUAUGUCUUUAAAAAUUUCACUUAAUAAAAUUUAUAUUGCAUCUGUAGUGGUGAACCCAACCUAAAGAAGCGCGGCUCGGUUGCAUCACUCGGAGCCUUAGAGAACGGAGGCAGCGGUUCAAGGUUCGCUAUUUCUUUUGAGGCUGUGCGGGAAAAGUAUACGCCGCUCAAGGCCAAGGUCAAACUAGUCAAGCAUUUUAUUGAGAACUAUCGUCAGCACAUCUUUUUCAUGAUCUUAUUCUACGGCAUCUGCGCUGGUCUGUUUGCGGAGAGAUUUUACUGUAAGUUGAUUUAUUCAAACAGUUUUGUGUAGUGUAACAUGAAUGUAUCAUUCAUUUUUUUUGCAUAGUGUUAAAUCUUAUCAUUUAUUUGUACAGGACAUAUGAUUAACAUGAGUAAAUUUGAUCUAAGAUCAAACCUUCAUGUUCUGACUACUUACUGGAAACAUGCUGUGUCAUUUUAUAGAUUACACAGUUGAACAAGAGCACAAAGGCUUCAGGAAACUGAUGAGUUAUGGCAUCAGUUUUACCAGAGGGGCAGCAGCAUCCAUGUCAUUUACAUUCAGGUGAGUUAUCAGUUCAUGUUCUCAAUAAAUGAGAGUAACAGUCAUUGGGGCAUAAAUUGCUUAAUAUGAUUUGUGCAGUUACUAUUGAAUUUCACAUAUGGUUCAGGAACACAAGAGCUGAUGAUUUUAGUUUUUUUUAAUGACUAUAAAAUUAUUAAGAAUUUCAUAUUUAUUAGUAGUUCACAUAUUUUGUGUGUUAAAUUUGUAUUAUUAUUGUGUCUAAACUAGUUUGAUGCCAUAAAAAAAAUUUUCAGUGUAUAAAACUGUAUGUUUAUAUAAUGAAAUUAAACUGAGUCAGCUUAUAACCAUCAUUUGAAAUUUGACAUCUGUGCUUUCAGCUUUCUCCUGCUGACCAUGUGCAGAAACACAAUUACAUUCCUGAGGUCCACACCAUUGAACCUGUUUAUUCCCUUCGACUCGCAUGUUUCUUUCCACAAGAUAGUGGCUUGGACAGCUCUCUUCUUCUCAGGUAAUUAAAUAACUAAUUAUUAAUAACCACUCAUAUCAUCAGUCAAGCUAAUACAAAUGUAGAUCAACAUUAGCAGAUUGGUAGAGGAUACAUGGCACUUCACUGUCAUUUUAUGAAUACCAAUUACUAUUUACAUGGCAUGAUUGUUUAAUAAUUGGAAAAAAAAACACCACAGAAAAGCCCUUUCAGCAACAUGAAAAAUAUUUUUAAAACACAGACGGUGAGCAAUUUUGAGACUUUUGAAAGUAUUUUUAAACAACGUUCGUACCAUGUUAAAAAUACAUCAUUUUAGAAAGAGUAUUGGAAUUCAUAACAAGCUGAUACAGGUUAAUAUUUUCUAUAGAAGUCCAUCGUUUUGAUUUUGUUCUUUCAAUUAAAGCUAACGUGACUGUUUCACAAAUAAUUUGUGUCUUAACUUGACUUAAGUUUUAUUGCAGUCCGACCCUAAUGUAAUUUAAUUGUUUAUUUUCUUACAGCAAUACACAUCAUUGGCUACAGUUUCAACUUUUAUCAUUUGGUAUCGCAACCAACCAGGUUCCUGUGCAUUUUUACGAGUCUUGUCUUCAGGUAUGUUCAUUGGUAUCUAGGCCCCUAGUGGUUGAUUUUUUAAAAUUUUUAUCAAAUGAAAAAUAAUGCUGUAACUGUAUCAAUUGGGCCAUCUUUAAAAAUCAACAUUAAACACCAACUAAAUUAAAUUACUGUUGAUUUCUAUGAAAAAAAUGUGUGUGCAACAAUUUUAAAAGUUAUUUGAGUCAUAAUUGAAAAGAUUUUAACUUGAGAGAAUCUGAGUUAUAUAGAACUAGAAGUGUGUUGUAUGAUUAUUAAAUUUAAUGGUUUUGAAAACUGUUUAAAACUAUAUUGUUUUUUUGAAACAAAAAUCAUAUUUUCUUUUCUUACUACAUUUGCAGGCCUGAAUUUCCCUUGUCAUUUCAACAGUGGGUCUUUGGAACAAUGCCUGGUAGGACAUUUCAAUCAUUUAAAUCAUUUACUCAUGACUGAUAAUUAAUCUGUAAAGAUGCCAAUAUGUGAUAAGUGAAAUUUACACCUGUGUUAAAUUAAACUUUUGCUUUUACUGAUAUCUGAUAAAAAUUAUGAAAACUAUGUCUAUUUACAGAAAUUGAAGGGUAACCAUAGUUAUUCAUUUCUGAUAGCCUCCCCUUAUUUCACAAUUAUCUCCUUUCAGGUUUCACUGGUGUCCUGCUCGUCCUGGUGUUGUGCAUUCUAUACGUAUUUGCCACCCAAACAGCCAGACGACACAUUUUCAGUUUGUUCUGGCUGACACACAAGCUGUUCAUAAUUUUGUAUGUGCUCACCAUCAUCCACGGGGCCAGUGUUGUUGUGCAGAAGCCGAUGUUUUUCGCCUACCUUUCUGGGCCGGCCAUCUUGUUUAUGAUUGACAAACUGGUGUCUCUUAGCCGCAAGAAGACCGAACUUUGCAUCAUCAAUGCCAAGAACUUGCCUUCUGGUGAAUAACCCAUUUUACUUUUUUUAUAAUAAAUUUUUCACCUUACAACAAUAAUCAGAAACAUAUUUUUACUAUCAGCAUUUAAGUCAGAGCUAUUUCCAGGGCUGAGAAUUUGGGACCUCAAGUUUGACCUUUUAUGACGAUCCUUUCUAGUUGCAGAAUUAAGGAUUUUGAAAUUGACAGGGAUUAGAAAAAAAAGUAAAAUACUAUUUCUUACUCACUAUCACUGUGGACCGACUUUAAGAAUUCCCUUCUCAUCAUUGAUGAAUUUGGAAAAUACAACACAUUGGGUGUACUCAAUAUAUAACACAUUAUAAUAAUGAUGCCAGGAUACGUCUUACUACCUCACCAUUUUUGGAAGUGUCUGGUUGAAAAUUUUAUUCAAGUUUAAUAAUUAAUCAAAUGAUGAGCCCUUGCUUUAAACCCAAUUUUUCUCACACUUUCAGAUGUAACUAUGAUUGAGUUCAAGAGACCUCCACGCUUUGAAUAUAAAUCUGGCCAAUGGGUCCGCAUUGCCUGUUUGGCACAGGGUAAAGAUGAGUAUCAUCCUUUCACCUUGACCUCGGCUCCCCACGAGGACACACUGAAGCUGCACAUCCGAGCCCUGGGGCCGUGGACGUGGAACCUUCGACACAUUUUUGAGACCGAAAGCUUAAAAAGUUCAAAGAGCUAUCCUAAGGUAAGCCACCAAGUUCUUAAAUAUCAGUCAGACUUGUACAGCAGAAUCACACAAGAUAUUAAUUGUUAGAUAGAAAAUGUCACUGUAUGGUGCCUUGAGUAAAUAAUUUGUUAAAUGCAAAUAUCUAAAAAUAUUAAUGAUUUCAUUACUUUGAAUUGGGUUCAAGUUCUCCUUUAAAUUAAAUAUCAUUUGUCUUACAAGGUAUGUACAAUAUACUGAGCUUUUAUGAUAUUGAGAAUGUUCUGGGAGUGAUAGGUCCUAGAAUGCCUCAUACUACCUGGUACUACACAUAAUGUGUACCAGAUACAUAAUUACACAGGGGACAAAAAAUAUCUCAUGACUAUGAUGUCUUCUGGGGUAACCUGCUUUAAGUCAAUUUUGUCUCUGUCCAGCUGUAUCUUGAUGGACCAUAUGGGGCUGGACAACAAGACUGGUACCAGUACGAUGUCAGUGUCCUCGUUGGUGCUGGCAUCGGUGUGACGCCGUACGCAUCCAUUCUCAAGGACUUUGUUCACAUGGCUUCCAUCAACAUGAGGUACAAGGUCAAAUGUCAGAAGGUAAAAUAGGCUUUACUAGAAGAAUACAUUUAAAACCUAAUUUGACAAAAUGGAAGUUGUUACAUUCACUAAAGAAUAAACUGUACAUUUUUUAAAUAUUGCUCCUUUUACUUUACAGUACAGUCUUAGCAAAAGUCCUCAUUGAAAUGUAAUAUUUUGGAUCAAAUGUUGCAAGUUCUUAAAAUUUACAAGUCUCAUACUAAACAUUUCUGCAACAAAUAGAAACAAAUUCAACAAUCUUUCAUGCUUUUUAUUUUAAUUCAUUGAAUUAUUAUUAAGGGUAUUUGUCUCAGUCUAAAUAAGUAUUUCUCAUUAUACUUUUUUAAAUUUUUUAUUUUCAUAGAAUCUUCACUUUUCUGCAGUACUAUAAAUUCAUUUGAAUAUUUACUUAGAUUUAGAUGAAACUUUAUUAUUUAAAAAGGAAAAAAGAAAAUUUCUAUUGAUGGAAAAUGUUUUUAUCUUAGCUCUAUUUUAUCUGGAUCACCGGAAGUCAAAGACACUUUGAGUGGUUGCUGGACAUCAUACGGGAAGUGGAGGAGGUGGACACACAAGGGAUGGUGUCUAUUGACAUCUUCAUUACACAAUUCUUUCAAAAUUUCGACCUUAGGACAUCACUGUUGGUGAGUUGUUGCCUCUAACACUGCGUUGACACGGAGUGCUAAUUUUUUUUUGUUUUUUUAAAAGACAACCUGGUUUAUGAUCAUUGCUCUAAUUUGUUAUACCAACACCAUGAGAACGGUUUGGACUUGGAUCUCAGAGCCACCGCCUGUGCCCUGCAAUCCUUACCCUACCUGAGCCCUACACACUGCCGGUCAUCUACUGCAUCCUGGUCUCUUUCCAGUCUUCUUGAUUUAAGUCUUGCCAUUGGAACAAAUAGGCAGGGACGAAAGAGUAAAGGCUGACAAAUUGAGCAACUGUCCCUCACUUUAAACAAUAUCCAGCUCAAGUCAAGGCUAAUACUCGACUAGAAAAUUGCCUUGGUCAUCUUCGCGUGCGAAGAACAACACCUGGGCCCUGCAACCCCUACAUGGGUCCUGCAACCCCUACAUGGGUCCUGCAACCCAUACAUGGGCCCUGCAACCCCUACAUGGGUCCUGCAACCCCUGCAUGGGUCCUGCAACCCCUGCAUGGGUCCUGCAAUCUAGUUUUUUUUUUUUUUACAGCAUUAGUAUUAUAAAUAACACAUUACUAAAACAUGAACUCAAGACGCAAGGGGAUUUUGAGAGAUUCUUCUUCUUUGUUUUGAGGGCCCACAAUCAAUUUAUUGAUCGUUCUGGUUUCUGUGUUUGUAGAGAUGACUGCCCAGUGUUAGCUUCACAAACAAUCGAGAAAGGCCUUUGAUAAUAUCUUAUGUGUCAUUCAUUACCUCCGUUAGCAUUAAUCUAAACAAGUGAAACGGUUUAUUUUGUAGAAGACAUAAAUUUCUUGGAGUCGAUUAGACUUCCAUUUGUACUGCUCUAUGGGUGAGUUCUACUGUCCUUAUAGGCGGGUGCUUACAAUUUAGUUAUAGAAUUAAAUGCCAAAAGUAUAAUUCUUGAUAUGAUUUUGCUUUGAAUUUUCCAGUAUAUUUUUGAAGAGCACUUCCAGAAAAUGAACGGUGGUAAAAGUGUUUUCACAGGACUUAAGGCAACAACUCACUUCGGGAGGCCGCAGAUGAACAAAAUAAUGGAAGCCGUUCACAGAGCUCACCCGCAGGUCAGUCAAUCAUUUAUAUCUCAAAGUUUUAAAGGAAACAAAUAAUGUUUGCCAUCAGGCGCCAUGUUGAAACUAAUGAAAGUAAGUUGGUGCUCUGCUCCUAGGCAUUAGAGAAUGGGGGACGUUCCUGGAUUUGAAUAAUGUUAAAUUUUGAUUAUUUCCAAAAUGAGUAGCCGAUAACCUGAUGAUAAGAAUCACAACCUGGGGGGAUCUUGGGUCUACUCUUGUUACAGAGAACUUGUUUACAUCAUAUUUUCUCGUGCGUGCCCUCUGAUUGACCCCGCAUGAGACGCUGUGUUCACAAAGGGGUGUGGCUUAGGCCUUUUGAAGUAACUUGUUUACGCCGCCAACGAAUUAAAAAUAAUUAAUCUGUUCCAAAUAGUAUUUUGUAGAAUGAUUUAGAUUUUCUAGAAGCUUAUCGAAGGCAGGGCUUAGGCGUCGGUAGACCCACCUAUAUAAGGGAUUGACAGGCACGGACGAGGAGAGACAGACGGAGAUUUUUCACAUAGAUUUUCUUAACAUUACGAGGCGUGUUUUAUUCUUUGUGUAUUUGUGUGCUCCUACUUAUAUGUGUUUAUUCCGCAUUAUUUAUUGGCAUCAUUAUUUCUAAUUGUAUUAAGUGUGUACCGGUACGACAUCUGCCAUACUGUAAGUUGAAGAUUGUAAUUUUAUUUUAUUUUAUUUUGUAAUUAUCUUAAGACAUAAUAAAUCUUAAUUAAUUGUAACUAGAAACUGUUUUGGGUCGUAUCUUUAAUAUUGUUGAUUAUAUGGUAUCGUCCUUUGUUAGGCACUGUUUACAACGAGCCAAUUAAAAUUAAAAUAGGAGAUUAAUUUCUCCCAAUACAAGUCAGUGCGUAACAAAUUGGGUUGCUCGUCCCGGAUAUAGCGGACUCUAUAUUAUUAUUUUUCUCAAGACCCCAAUUCUAACAAAUUGGGGGCAUCGUCCGCGAUAACCGAAUCCAUAUUUUAUUCUCAUUAGACCCCAAUUUUAACAAAUUGUGGGAUUUUCCGAGGAUAAUUUUAAUCCAUAGUUUUUAAUACACCAAUAAUAAAUUGAGCGUUUUUUCUGUGGAUUUUGACAAACUGUUUACCUUAAUACACUCAAACUAAUUUGAGAUCACGAUACCAUUUUACGACACCAACAACAGAGCUGGUUACAAUUUUUUCAUUAGUGUGUGCACUAAGCUUAAAUUUUUAUAAAAAAAUCAUUGUUAUAUUUUGCCUGUGUCAAAAUGGAUUUUGAUAUUGAAAACCCAUCAGUAGAGGCAUUAGACAAAUGUUCUAGGAAGGAGCUAUUUUCCAUUGCUAAAGCUCUAGAAAUAAAUGUAGCUCAUUCGGCCGUAAAAAAGACCAUACGAGACAUGAUCAUCGUUCACUUUGUGGAUGAAGACAUGUUAUCUGAAGAUGAACUUGCCUCAGUCACACAACCGACUGAUCCAAGUAUGGAGCUCCAACUAAAGCUCAAACAAAUGGAACUAGAUGCCCAGAGAGAAAAAGAACGUGAGCUUAAACAGCUGGAGCUAAAUAAAGAACGUGAGCUGAAACAGCUGGAGCUUGAAGCUCAGAGAGAGAAAGAAGAAAAAGAACGAGAGCUUAAACAGCUGGAGCUAAAAGCUCAGAGAGAGAAAGAAGAAAAAGAUAGAGAGCUAACAAUAAAGUUAAAACAAAUGGAAAUAACGGCCAAUUUAGGAGCAAUGGAAAAUAGACUCACGGCUCCAGCCGGUCAGGGUUGCGAUGCAAUUAAAUUUGCAAAAGUAAUCCCUAAAUUUACAGAAAAAGAGGUUGACCAAUAUUUUGCGCAGUUUGAGAUAACUGCCCAAAAUUUUAAAAUUCCUGAAACUAUGUGGUCCACCUUACUUCAACCAGCCUUGACCGGAAGGGCAUCUGAAGUCUUUGUGUCCCUGAAUGCGGAACAGCGCGGGGACUAUAACCUAGUAAAAUCAUUAAUACUUAAGGCUUAUGAAUGUGUCCCCGAAGCAUACCGUAAAAAGUUUAGGGAACUGUGGAAACGUGAUGGCCAGACUCAUGUUGAGUUCCUCCGGGAAAAGGAACGGCUCCUGGACAAGUGGCUGCACGCAACCAACACCGAGACAGACUUCAAGAAAUUCAAGAACCUCAUUCUGAUGGAGGAGUUCAAGAACUGUGUUCGUACUGAGGUGCGAAUACAUAUUGCAGACCGUGGCGAAGGUGACGCACAUACGGCAGCAGUGUUAGCCGACGACUUCACCAUCUCACAUCAACUUUCCAAGAAUCCAUCUGACACCAAAAAUGACAGGCACAAUAAGACAGCUGUAUCAACUUACAGUAAACCUCCACAAAAACCAUUCAAGCCCGGUACGAAAGAAAUUGGUGCAAAAGACACAUGUGCCUACUGUAAAAAAGAAGGACAUACGAGGGAUGAUUGCUGGAAACUCAAGAAGAAAACUGAGAAGACCACACAUCCUGGUACACAACACAAAGUCUCCGCUUGUACGUCUCGUCAUACAUCUGGAAACACAUUUUCAAAAUUCAAGAGUUUUUGCUCUCCAGAUGUCCAUACAAACUUCAAAGAGGUUUGUCACGACUCAUCAAAGAGUUCCAUUAUGAACAAUAAGGCUAGUUUUACUGACUCCAGCCAAGUUCCUGCUUCGACUGCGAGUUUUAUGAGCUUGUCGCCAAGAUCCUUUUGCUCCAAGAAGAGGUCUACCUCCAGAGGGCGUUUUACUGAGGACUUGUGUGCAAGUUUUGACGACUCUACCCAGAGUUUUACUUCCUCUACCCUAGCCGAAUGUUCUCAAGACUCCAACAAGAGUUUACCUACCAAGGUCCAAAAUUCUACAUCAGAAACUACUGAUGUCAUACAAGACUUCAUGCCUUUCAUAUCGGAAGGAUUCGUAUCACUGCCAGGUGAUUUUUCCAGUCUACAACCAAUCAAAAUCUUACGAGAUACAGGUGCUUCACAGUCCUUGCUACUUGAGGGUAUACUUCCCUUAUCUGAAUCUACUGCUACUGGGAGCAACAUCCUGUUACGAGGUGUAGAGCUGGGAUGCAUAGAUGUACCUUUACAUCUCAUCAACCUAAAAUCAGACUUAGUCUCCGGACCUGUGGUUGUGGGUGUCCGACCAACAUUACCAUUGGACGGCAUCUCGUUGCUGCUAGGCAAUGACUUAGCUGGUGGGAAGGUAAUAGCCGAACCCAUCGUUACUCAUGAACCUUGUUUAAAUGAAAAUCAGGAAGAAGAUCAAGAAUUGUAUCCAGCAUGUGCUGUGACAAGGGCCAUGAGUUCCAAGAUCUCCACAAAAGAGAUUUCACAAAAAAGCAAUAAAAUUCUUCCUGAAAUUGACCUGGGAAAAACAUUUUUUGCAAGUCUUAAUGAAGAGGCUAGUAAUUACAAGACUCCAACUCGAAUGCAACUUAUUGAAGAACAGAAGAGUGAUCCAGAAAUAGUCAAACUUCGAGAGAACGCUUUGACCCAAGAAGAAGCUGAACAAUUCCCUAUAUGUUAUUACCUUCAAGAUGACAUACUUUUGAGAAAAUGGCGACCUCCAGACGCAAAUGCUGAUGAAGAAUGGAGGAUAGUUCAUCAAAUAGUAGUUCCUACCCCAUUCCGGAACGAAGUCCUGAACUUAGCCCAUGACUCACCACUUUCAGGUCAUUUGGGAGUAAAGAAGACAUAUCACAAAAUCACGUCGCACUUCUUUUGGCCCAAAAUCAAGAAAGAUGUGGUUGAAUACUGCAGAUCAUGUCAUACUUGUCAGGUUGUAGGGAAACCAAAUCAGAAGAUACCAGCAGCUCCUCUUCAACCCAUUCCAGCAUUCGAAGAACCUUUCAGUCGCGUUAUUAUAGACUGCGUUGGACCUCUGCCAAAGACAAAAUCAGGUCACCAAUACUUGCUGACAAUCAUGUGUGCGUCAACAAGGUUCCCAGAAGCUAUUCCUCUUCGCAAUAUCAAGACUCCGAACAUCGUCAAAGCCUUGACGAAGUUUUUUACAUUGUUUGGUCUUCCGAAGUCUGUACAGUCUGACCAAGGAACCAACUUCAAGGCUGGAAUAUUCAAACAAGUGAUGAACCAGUUGGGCAUAGAACACUGCUUGUCGAGUGCAUAUCAUCCUGAGUCACAGGGAGCACUUGAGCGAUUCCAUCAGACGUUGAAGAACAUGAUGAGAACCUACUGCCUAGAACAAGAGAAAGACUGGGAUGAAGGCAUCAACAUGCUACUGUUCGCCGCAAGAGAAGCAGUUCAAGAAUCACUUGGAUUCAGCCCCUUCGAACUGGUGUUUGGCCACACGGUUCGCGGUCCCCUUAAACUUUUAAAAGACACGUGGAUGUCAUCGGCAUCCACGGAAGGACUUCUUGACUAUGUCCAAAAAUUUAAAACUAAACUUUUUAAUGCCGUUAAUUUGGCUAAAACACAUUUAAAAGAUUCACAAUCUAAAAUGAAAGUUUGGUAUGACAAAAAGUCAAAAUUCAGACAGUUUGCUUCAGGGGACAAAGUGCUUGUGCUUUUGCCGAUACCAGGGCAAGCACUACAAGCUAGAUAUUUUGGUCCUUAUGUUGUUGAGUCCAAAAUCAAUGAUUUGAAUUACAUUGUGUUAACACCAGAUCGUAGAAGAAAGAAACAGUUAUGUCACAUUAACAUGUUAAAAGAAUAUUUUGAUAGAAAAUGUGAUGAUCAUUGUCCAUCCUCAGAAACAAAUGUUAACACAAUCUCAACUGUAACUUCAGUACUUAAAGAAAAUGUUACUGAAACCUUUGAUAGUGUCCCAGAAAAAGUUGGUAAUUAUAAACUUAAAAAUUCAGAAAUAUUGGCCAACUUAGAUAAGAAACUAGGACAUUUGUCAUUGUCAGAGAAGGAUGUUGUUAAGUCUGUUAUUGCAGAUUUUGUUUUACUCUUCCCUGAUGUACCUAAUAAAACCAACAUUGCUGUACAUGAUGUUGACAUUGGCAAUGCAGUUCCGGUCAAGCAACACCCCUAUAGGGUCAAUCCGGAAAAACUUGAAAUAAUCCGGUCUGAAAUAAAAUACAUGCUUGAAAAUGAUAUAAUUGAACCAAGCUCUAGUAACUGGAGUUCACCAUGUAUUUUAGUCCCAAAGCCUGACAAAAGUUACAGGUUUUGUACUGACUUCAGGAAAGUGAAUGCAUUCACAAAGACUGAUUCCUUUCCGAUUCCAAGGAUAGACGAUCUUAUAGAUCGAAUAGGUGAUGCCAAAUAUGUAACCAAGAUAGACUUACUAUCAGGUUAUUGGCAGGUUCCUCUAUCUGACAGAGCAAAAGAAAUCUCUGCUUUUUGUACUCCAGAUGGUUUAUAUCAAUAUAAAGUAAUGCCGUUUGGAAUGAAAAAUGCCCCAGCUACAUUCCAACGUCUUGUAAAUAACAUUAUUGCUGACCAGGAAAAUUGCAGCGCCUAUAUUGAUGAUGUAAUUAUUUACAGUCAAGAUUUUUCAUCUCAUGUAAACCAAUUAAGAUCUCUGUUUAAAAAAUUUUUGCAGGCAAAUGUAACUGUAAAUUUAAAUAAAUGUGAAUUUUGUCAUGCAACUGUGGAAUAUUUAGGUCACAUAGUGGGUCAAGGUCAUGUAAAGCCUGUUCAAGCUAAGAUAAAUGCUAUUGUAUCACUUCCACCACCCACUACUAGAAAACAGUUAAUGAGAUUUUUGGGAAUGGCAGGUUAUUAUAGAAAAUUUUGCAAAAAUUUCUCAGUUAUUGCUUCUCCUUUAAGUAAUAUGUUAAAGAAAAAUGCAAAAUUUCAUUGGUCAGAUGCUUGUCAGGAAGCAUUCGAAAACAUUAAAAAUAUACUUGCUAAUGCUCCUGUUCUCAUUGCACCAGACUUUAACAAACAGUUUAAAUUAGCUGUAGAUGCCAGUGAUGUUGGCAUUGGUGCAGUUCUUUUUCAAGAAGAUGACCACAAUGUAGAUCAUCCUGUCUCUUAUUUCUCAAAGAAAUUCAACUCACAUCAGAAAAACUAUUCCACUGUAGAAAAAGAAUGUUUAGGUUUAAUUCUUGCUCUCCAACAAUUUGAUUUUUAUGUCAGUUGUUCUUUACAUUCAGUACUUGUUUUUACUGAUCACAAUCCUUUAACAUUUUUGAAUAAGAUGGUCUCCAAAAAUCAAAGAUUGUUAAGAUGGAGCCUAUUUUUACAAGAAUAUAAUUUGGACAUCAAACAUAUUAAAGGCAAAGACAAUGUCAUUGCAGAUACCUUGUCCAGAAAUUAAUUUUCACUUAUGUUAUUGUUCAUAAGCUAUUAGGAAGUUUUUGUCUAAUAUUUUGAGAGUAAGAAAUGUACUUUCUUCAAUUUUAAUGGAAAAAGAAUUCCAUUUUUGAACAAUGAAAUUUUUUUCUUUUAAGAGGGGAGGUGUUAUAGAGAGCUAGUAUUUCUCGUGCGUGCCCUCUGAUUGACCCCGCAUGAGACGCUGUGUUCACAAAGGGGUGUGGCUUAGGUCUUUGAAGUGGCUUGUUUACAGUCGGCUUCCAAUUACGCAUUGGGUAGAUUGUUUUCGGGUAAUUUCUGGAAUAUACUCCUUAACCCGAGAGAUGUAAACAACACGUCAUAAGCCCUUCUCGAAGCAUCUUACUCUACAUAUAUAUAAGAGAUUGACAGGCACGAGGGGACGGAGAUUUUUCACAUAGAUUUUCUUAACAUUACGAGGCGUGUUUUAUUCUUUGUGUAUUUGUGUGCUCCUACUUAUAUGUGUUUAUUCCGCAUUAUUUAUUGGCAUCAUUAUUUCUAAUUGUAUUAAGUGUGUACCGGUACGACAUCUGCCAUACUGUAAGUUGAAGAUUGUAAUUUUAUUUUAUUUUAUUUUGUAAUUAUCUUUAGACAUAAUAAAUCUUAAUUAAUUGUAACUAGAAACUGUUUUGGGUCGUAUCUUUAAUAAUUGUUGAUUCUAUGGUAUCGUCCUUUGUUAGGCACUGUUUACAUCGAGCCAAAUUAAAAUUAAAAUAGGAGAUUAAUUUCUCCCAAUACAAGUCAGUGCGUAACAACUCUCAAUUUGUUUUUGGGGAUUUUAAAACAAAAUGUGUUCUGGUAUUGAAACCAGAAUGUAUACUGUUAUUAAAACCAGAAUGUAUAAUGUUAAUAGAAUCAGAAUGUAUAACAAUUUUAAGGGACAACAUUGUUUCAUUAGAAAUUAAGUGAUUUUAAAACCAAAAUGUAUACUGGUACUGGUAUUAAAAACAAAUGUAUACUAAUAUAUAACAUAUUUAAGGGACAGCAUUUUUUGUUUGGAAAUUAGGUUACGCUUCAUACCAGUACACCUCUAGAAUGUUUCUGUUGGGGUUUACUGCCUCAGUAUUUUGCCUUUCAAUUAAAAAGGCAGUGCUACUGUGUGUGAUUGAGGCUUAGGAUAUCUGGACACUGAGUUUACUGGACACUGAAUGUGUGAGUUUACUGGACACUGACUUUGUGAGUUUACUGGAAACUGAGUUUGUUAGUUUACUGGAUACUGAGUUUGCGAGUUUACUUGACACUGAGUUUGUGAGUUUACUUGACACUGAGUUUGUGAGUUUACUGGACACUGAGUUUGUGAGUUUACUUGACACUGAGUUUGUGAGUUUACUGGACACUGAGUUUGUGAGAUUACUGGACACUGAGUUUGUGAGUUUACUUGACACUGAGUUUGUGAGUUUACUGGACACUGAGUUUACUGGACACUGAGUUUGUGAGUUUACUAGACACUGAGUUUGUGAGUUUACUGGACACUGAGUUUACUGAACACUGAGUUUGUGAGUUUACAGGACACUGAGUUUACUGGACACUGAGUUUACUGGACACUGAGUUUGUGAGUUUACUUGACACUGAGUUUGUGAGUUUACUGGACACUGAGUUUGUGAGUUUACUUGACACUGAGUUUACUGGACACUGAGUUUGUGAGUUUACUAGACACUGAGUUUGUGAGUUUACUGGACACUGAGUUUACUGGACACUGAGUUUACUGGACACUGAGUUUACUGGACACUGAGUUUGUGAGUUUACUGGACACUGAGUUUACUGGACACUGAGUUUACUGGACACUGAGUUUGUGAGUUUACUUGACACUGAGUUUGUGAGUUUACUGGACACUGAGUUUGUGAGUUUACUUGACACUGAGUUUGUUAGUUUACUUGACACUGAGUUUGUGAGUUUACUUGACACUGAGUUUACUGGACACUGAGUUUGUUAGUUUACUUGACACUGAGUUUACUGGACACUGAGUUUACUGGAAACUGAGUUUGUGAGUUUACUUGACACUGAGUUUGUGAGUUUACUGGACACUGAGUUUGUGAGUUUACUUGACACUGAGUUUGUUAGUUUACUUGACACUGAGUUUGUGAGUUUACUUGACUCUGAGUUUACUGGACACUGAGUUUGUGAGUUUACUGGACACUGAGUUUGUUAGUUUACUUGACACUGAAUUUGUGAGUUUACUGGACACUGAGUUUGUGAGUUUACUGGAAACUGAGUUUGUGAGUUUACUUGACACUGAGUUUGUUAGUUUACUUGACACUGAGUUUGUGAGUUUACUGGACACUGAGUUUACUGGACACUGAGUUUACUGGACACUGAGUUUGUGAGUUUACUGGACACUGAGUUUGUGAGUUUACUGGACACUGAGUUUGUGAGUUUACUGGAAACUGAGUUUGUGAGUUUACAGGACACUGAGUUUGUGAGUUUACUGGACACUGAGUUUGUGAGUUUACUUGACACUGAGUUUGUGAGUUUACUUGACACUGAGUAUGUGAGUUUAAUUGACACUGAGUUUGUUAGUUUACUUGACACUGAGUUUGUGAGUUUACUUUACACUGAGUUUACUGGACACUGAGUUUGUGAGUUUACUGGACACUGAGUUUGUUAGUUUACUUGACACUGAGUUUGUGAGUUUACUGGACACUGAGUUUGUGAGUUUACUUGACACUGAGUUUGUUAGUUUACUUGACACUGAGUUUGUGAGUUUACUGGACACUGAGUUUACUGGACACUGAGUUUGUGAAUUUACUGGACACUGAGUUUGUGAGUUUACUGGACACUGAGUUUGUGAGUUUACUGGACACUGUGAGUGUGUGAGUUUACUGGACACUGAGUUUGUGAGUUUACUGGACACUGAGUUUGUGAGUUUAAUGGACACUGAGUUUGUGAGUUUACUUGACACUGAGUUUGUGAGUUUACUGGACACUGAGUUUGUGAGUUUACUGGACACUGAGUUUGUGAGUUUACUGGACACUGAGUUUACUGGACAUUGAGUUUGUGAGUUUACUGGACACUGAGUUUGUGAGUUUACUGGAAACUGAGUUUGUGAGUUUACUGGACACUGAGUUUGUGAGUUUACUGGACACUGAGUUUGUGAGUUUACUGGAAACUGAGUUUGUGAGUUUACUGGAAACUGAGUUUGUGAGUUUACUGGACACUGAGUUUGUGAGCUUACUGGACACUGAGUUUGUGAGUUUACUGGACACUGAGUUUGUGAGUUUACUGGACACUGAGUUUGUGAGUUUACUGGACACUGAGUUUGUGAGUUUACUGGACACUGAGUUUGUGAGUUUACUGGACACUGAGUUUAAACUCGUGUGUUGCUGUUUGCAGCCAUUCCAUCUCAAAGUUACACCAAAAAAAUAAAUGAUACCAUACUUAGGAUGUCAGCAGAUGGCAAUAAGAAAAUGGUUUUUAGCUGGUGACAUUUAUUCUUUGAUCAACUUUAUACUUUCUUGACCUGAUAGCAGUGCCAGUAAUAAAUCCUUACAGGAUAUUAUUGAUACAUUAAAAUAUUUCUCUAGUAUUUCAAAGUUUAAAUUAUAAAUAAUUUUAAAAUAUUUGACAUGUAAAAUUUUUAAUAUCAUUUGUGAUCAGGUGAGGAAGGUUGGCGUCUUUAGCUGUGGGCCCCCGGGGGUCACCAAGGGUGUGGAGCGAGCCUGCGUGGACACCAGCAAGGUCACCAAGGCCAUGUUUGAACACCAUUUUGAGAACUUUUAAAUCUCGUCAAGUGAUAUCAUCUAAUUUCUUAUUUGUCUCGUUAAUAUAUUAACUUUGACAAAACAAAUAAAUGCAAAAUGACCAAACAGGUUCCAGGUUUUGCUGAAAAACUUGGCCAUUUAUUACCAAAUUUGGAAUCUCUCAUUUUAUAAUAUUUGUUUAAAACAAUUGUUAUAUUGUAUAUAAUUUUACAAAUGAAAUUGCUGUUCGUAUGUAAUUGAAAUUCUGUUAAAUAUUAAUAUGAAAUACUAAUGUUAGCUGUCUAAAAUUAGUGCUUUUAGCUUAUCUUUGAAGAUGAGAUGAACUCUGUUUGUGAUGUGAUGGCUCAGAACCAUUUCAGAACCAAAGAAAAGUUUUACAAAUUCCACCUCACAGGAACAAGCACUGUUAUCUCCUCACAGGAACAAGCACUGUUACCUCCUCACAGGAACAAGCGCUGUUACCUCCUCACAGGAACAAACGCUGUUACCUCCUCACGGGAACAACCCCUGUUACCUCGUCAGCAUUCCUUAGUCUAGGAAAAUUUUUUUUUUACAAAUGUUUUUACCCGUAAUGAAUUCACAUUUAGCCUGGAGGUAUUAACUAAAUAAAUCAAGUUUGACAAAGUUGUGUAAUAAAUAAUCUGCAAUUUUUUUUUGUGCCAUGUUCAAUCAAUUUAAAAUUUUAUUUUUUCUCUCUAAUCUUUUUGCUAGUUUCCUACUGGGCUACUCCAACAGGAAAGUUAAGGGUCAAAUAUUAUAAUUCAUGUAAUAUAGUGCAGUUUAUAGAAAUUUCAUAGCAGAAUUUUUGAUCUCCAUUUUUUUUAUUCCACUGGCCAUUGGGUGUAUUUAAUUUCUGCUAGUUUCUCAUACUUCAAACCAGGGUGGGAUUGCCCUUCUUUUUAUAUAGCUCUUAAAAUAAUUCAUAUCAGUCUUUCUUAUUGGUGGCGGCAUUUGAAUUAAUGAGCUAUGAAGGAGUGGGUUGUAACAAGAUUGAACAUACUAUUGAAAAAUAAAAAUAUUCAGUUUAACAUGCCACUGCAUAAAAUAUUAUUUUAAGUUUAUGGUGAAUUACGUAAGACUUAAUGAGCCCCAGAGAGGGUUAGUUUCCUGAAUCAAGUAUACUAAUGAGCCCCAAGAGGUGGGGUAGUUUCCUUUCCAAAUGAUAUUCUAGUUACAAUAUGUCACUGUGGAUUUAUUAUUGAUAAAACUCAUGGCAUAUUUGAAAAAGUCUUUCAUGCCUUAAUUAAAUGCAUUUUUUAAAUAUUUUUGGUGGUAUACAUUAUAAUCUAUGAUUAUCAAGUAUGUGGCAAAUAAUUGUUAUCAUGAUAAUUUUUAAGAAGCCUAUCUGUUUCAUGUAAUGUUUCUUGGCAUACCUCGGAUUUUUUAUCAAAAGUGACCCCCUCCCCCCUUUUUUUUUUUCUCUCUUUGUUUGGAGGGGCAGGAUUUUAGGCCAACUGCAGAGUUUUUUUGACAGUAGAAGUCGGGUGGCACUAACCCUGGCUACGCCGGCCAAUGGGUACAUCACCUAUCAGCACUGCGACAGUAAGAUGCCCUCCAGGGCGAUCCUUUUGGCCCUAGCUUAGUUUCACCCAAUCUUUUAUUAUGGCCGCCUUUCAAAAACAAAUUUUUCAAAAACGUAAGCCAAACAAGUCUGUUAUAAUUAUAAUUAUUGUUUUCCCAUGCCAUGUUAUGAUAGACAUGGUUCUUGUGAUUAGAAUGACUAGUACCGACUUCUGGUAAAUUUUUUGUUCCUUUCUUCAUUCUUCAUGAGCAGUUAUAGAAUAUCUUAAGUUUAUCUAAAAUUGCUUUAAAAAAAAAAAAAUUGUAUCAUGGAAUGUAGUUAAUAUUAGCUCUUGCUUUCACAAGAUAGGGUUUCUUGUGGAUGCAGCGGUGUCAGGUGUACAGGUGAAUUGACUGCCGAAAUGCUUUCAUUCCAAUUAUUUGAUUUUUGGUGUUUAUUUGCUAUGUCUAUCUAUCUUGUACCAUGAUUGUGCCUUUAUCAUUAGCAAGAGACUGUUUUACAAUUUAAUGAUUUUAAUAAAGAAUAUGAACUUUA